AUGGCUUUUACGAAUGCUGAUUUGAAGCAGCAAGACCCGCAAAAUAUGAGCAGAACAAAGAAAUGGGCUAUCACCUGCGUCCUUUCACAUGCUAGUCUAUGUGUAACCUGCUUCAGCUCCAUCUACACGACAACAUACGAGAAGAUGGAAGCUGAAUUAGGCAACGAUAGAAUUCUAUCAGUACUAGGCCUAUCGACAUUUGUCUUGGGUCUUGCUUUUGGCCCUACACUUUUCGGCCCGCUGAGCGAGAUAUAUGGCCGUCGACCGAUCUAUCUUACGUCAUGGGUAGCCUACCUCAUUUUUCUUAUCCCACCAAUAGUGACAGAAAGUAUCUUUUCUAUUAUAGCUUGCCGGUUCCUGAAUGGCUUCUUCGGAAGUGCCUUUUUGACGGUUUCGGGAGGAACCAUUCGAGAUAUAUUUUCCGGGGAAGAACUACAAACGCCGAUGGCUCUUUUCUCCGCCUCACAAUUCAUGGGUCCUGGUUUAGGUCCUUUACUUGGGGGGUUCAUCAACUUUCAUUCUGAUUGGCGGUGGACCUAUUACACAGUUAUUAUAUGGUCCUCUGCCGCAGCACUCAUCACGUUCAUUAGUGUUCCAGAGACAUACUGCAAGUUCCCGUGCAGCCUACUACACUACAUGUUACCAGUCACUGACAUCGCUCUCGCCCAUCAGAUCAUGUGUUACUAG
This is a messenger RNA of Clonostachys solani, 687 nucleotides long. NCBI's taxonomy places the organism in Eukaryota, Fungi, Ascomycota, Sordariomycetes, Hypocreales, Bionectriaceae. The record is from the annotation of a GenBank genome assembly.